CACUUCGAGACGUGUACAGUUCGGUUCACACAGAAUUCUAGUUUUCAAAAAAAAAAAACCGAUAUUUAAAAAAAAAAAAUGGAGAACAAAUGCGAGGGCGAGCAACCAUCGACAUCCGGUGCAUUCUGUAGGUGCUCCGAGUCCAGGGUUGGUAUAUCUUCCGCUCAGUCGGAGUACUCCCUGGACACCACGCCGGAAGCUGUGAUGGCGAAUGCGGGCCGUCUGGAGAACGAGAACGAUGGUAACGAUACCGAUGAGGAGGUGGAGAUCAACUUCACCAGCUUGAUGCCCGAUCACGGUAAGCGCCUGUAUAUGGACUGCAAGCUGUCACUUCCGGCAGGCGGAAGCGUGCCCAUGCGCGGCGGCGCAGAAGCCAUUUCCACUUCCCUACACGUCAGCAUGAGUUCUCCGGAAACUUGCUAUGACCGGCUGAGAAAUACUGCAGUCGAGGUGCGCAAUUGGAAAUUGCAGAAGCUGGACAUGGCUUGUCCGCUGAGCAACUGCGACUUGAUGUUCAAUUCUACGGAGCUUCUAAGUCACUUCCUGAUGCACCACGGGCAGAUUAUUACAAUGAAUAUGAGACCCAAGGAGCCGAAGACUCUGAAGCUGUUUGGAAAAUCCUUGACCGAGGACAGGGGCAAAACCAACUGUGUUGGUCUGAUGAUCUACGAGAGUGGCAACAACUUGACCCGUAACUUCAAUCUGCCCAAUACAUACAAGAACUGGGAGAGCCAUUUGCCCGUCCUGAUAAUGCUGUGGAAGACUUCCUGGGACUCGAUGCCCAUCGGACCGCGGGUGACCCAUAUCUAUAUUCUCUGGCUGUACUGUCCCCAGGCCCAGACGCCGUUGAUGGUGUCCGUGGAUAUCGGAAGAAACACUCCGGGGCGGGCACGUCGGCAGGUGAUUCAGACCUGUCCCAGCUCGGAGAUCCUGGAGAAUUGCGAUCUGCUUUCGGACAGUCCGAACUUCAUGCGAUUCACACAUCGCGAAAUGAAGGAACACACUGGAGACUACACGCUGGACAUCGACCUGCAGCUCACCAUUCUAGAGGAUGGACCUACAGUGCAGCAAAGUAUGCCCAAUCUUAAUGGGACAUUCUUCAGGGAUGACGACGACGAAAUAGAAUUUAUGGAAUAAGAGAAUACCUCCAAGCAGGAGGUAUCUAUUGGAAGCUCAGAAGGCCCUCAAGCGAACAAAACGCAAUCUCUCCCAAUGAUUUUUGGCGUGGUUUUUCAAAAUUAUUUGCAUUACUUUGAUACUGUAUCUAAAAAUGGUUUCUCAAGUUUUUCAAACUAUUUUGGAUCCCUUUAUACUUGGACGAGAUACCAUCUCAUAAGCAAUUCAACAUAUGUGAUAUUGUAAAUGUCCAUCAAAAUUGUAUCAGUAAAGAACAAAUUCCUUUUUAGAACUCAAA
This is a messenger RNA of Drosophila simulans, 1414 nucleotides long. RefSeq lists its product as uncharacterized. The record is from RefSeq and is a predicted model, not a curated record. The transcript has a single exon. The coding region runs from base 79 to 1137 and encodes 352 amino acids. Lineage: Eukaryota; Metazoa; Arthropoda; Insecta; Diptera; Drosophilidae.